Molecule: messenger RNA, 701 nt
Organism: Rubroshorea leprosula
Lineage: Eukaryota; Viridiplantae; Streptophyta; Magnoliopsida; Malvales; Dipterocarpaceae
Source: the annotation of a GenBank genome assembly
UCUAGGAAGAUAUAUGAAAUGGGUUCCGACGGAUGUAGAUGUGGAAAACCAAGUGACGGGCCGGAUUUAGACCCGGUAAUGGAGGCACCGGACCAAUUUGUAGAAGACUACAUAUCAAAUCUCUCCACAAUUCCGAUGGACCUGUCCAAACUACUAUGUGGGGAGGUGCACGUUCUCAAUGUUGGAACCCGUGACGCUGAGGCGACGGACGUUUUCCGAAUCCACCAAUUCCUUGGUGAUGGCAUGUCUCUGAUGUCACUGCUCCUCGCUUGCUGUCGAAAGUCCUACGACAGCUACAUCCUCCUCUUCCAAUGGUGUAUUGUGGUUACUCUUGUCUCUUUGGAUGGUGUUGAGGUUAAUUUGGUUACCAUGGUGGAUUUAUGGUUGUUUACGGUAACAUUAUUUUUCUUGAAAGAUACGGACACUCCUCUCAAAGGUGCGGCCGGCGUAGGGCAGAAUCCGAAGCAGUUUGGUAACUAACCGGAAGAUCAGUUUGGAUGACAUAAAGCUAGUGAAAAACGCCAUGAACGCGGUACAUAUUUUUUCAAUCUAAGAUCAAUUACGCUUCUAAUUUUGAAUAAAUGAAUUCAGGAGCUUAAAUGGGGUUUUGUUUUCUCUGUUUGCUAGACUAUCAAUGAUGUUGUGUUGGGAGUUGAAGAAGCUGGUCUUUCUCGAUAUCUAAAUCAAAAAUAUGCUGAGUU